AUUGUCAUUUUUUUUCAUUUAUUUGUUCAGUUAAUCAUUCACUGCAUACACUCCAUGUGUACUGUUACAUAGCUUUAGUUAUAGCUGAAGAAAUGACCUUGUAAAGAGAUGUUCAUAAAUAUUAAACGAAUUCAAUUCAGAGGUAUUAUAUGGCAGAAGCAAUCGUGUUGGGAGGAUUUGAUGUUUUCAUCUCAAUUCAAUGGAAUUUAAGUUUUCCUUUUUUGUUGACUUGUUGUAUCAGCUUAAGAAGGCAUGUCCUCAGCUGAGUAUCGUCACCCUACAACCAUUACGCACAGAGCCAACAUAAAUAUACCUAAACUAUUGCAACUAUGCUAGAAAAUAGUCGUAGAAAAUUUGAUAUCCUUGUAGUGAACAAUAAGAUCGCAUGGUGUCAGUGUGUUCGUGGAAAAAACGACUUUAGCUCGUCGUCAUCAUUUUGGGUCCACCUCCUUGUAGUUCGGUACUGGCAGACUCGCUUUGCGGCUUGCUGCUGCCGUUGCUGCUGAUGCCCCGUGUUUUUAACAUUUUUGCAGUUGCAUUUUAACAGAGUGAUCAUAUGGAUACUCGGAUGUGUUGGAGUCAUUUCUUACAUCGCGUUUACUAACCUCGUGAGUAAACGAUAACGGUUUUGUUUUUAAAUCAUGGAACAAAGAGGAUGCAAGAAAAGAAGGGCGAGGAGUCAGUGGAUCGCCUGCGUGGUUGCUGUGUUUUUGUGGACAGUGGCCUCGGCGCAAUUAAGGUAUUCCAUCUCUGAGGAAGUUAACGAAGGGACUGUGAUCGGAAAUAUAGCAAAGGAUUUGGGCUUAGAUAAGAGCACGUUGAAAGACAGGAAAUAUCGGAUUGUUUCGAGUGCUGUCGAGCCUGUUUUUCAUGUAGAUCAGAAUGACGGCAUCCUGUACGUAAGCCGGAAAAUUGACAGAGAAGAGAUAUGCGAGCGAAGCAGUACCUGUUUAAUAAAUCUGAAAACAGUGCUAGAAAACCCCCUGGAAGUACACUAUGUUGGAGUGGAAGUGUUGGAUAUAAACGACCAUUCUCCCAGUUUUCCAGAGAAAGAGAAAACGUUGGAGAUUUCCGAGUCUGUGUUACCUGGAGUACGUGUUCCGCUAAAACCUUCAAGAGAUCCAGACGGUGGUCUUUUCUCUGUUCAGCAGUAUAAACUCAGCCCUAACGACCACUUUCGUUUGGAAGUUAAGGACAAAGGAGAAGAUGGAAAAAUACCUAUAUUAGUUGUGCAGAAAUCUUUGGACAGGGAGGCAGCAGGAAGCCACUCAUUGGUACUGACAGCAUUGGAUGGAGGGAAACCUCCGAAAUCUGGCGAAAUGAAUAUUAUAGUAAAUGUUUUAGAUAAUAAUGAUAACGCGCCUGUUUUUACUAGAGACGUUUAUUCUGUGAUGCUCGAUGAAAAUGCUCCAGUGGGCACAACUGUCAUACAAGUAAAUGCAACUGAUUUAGAUGAUGGCCAAAACGGAGAUGUAGUUUAUUCCUUCAGCAACAGUGUUAGUCAUAGAUUAUUAACACUAUUUGACAUAGAUCCAUCCACAGGUGAGAUAAUUGUGAAAGGAUUAAUAGAUUAUGAGGAGAAGGACAAGUAUGAAAUUGAAAUUCAAGCAUCUGAUAAAGGUCUCGCUCCACUGGCUACACAAAAAAGUGUCAUUAUCAAGAUAGUUGACGUGAAUGAUAAUCCACCUGAGAUCGAAGUUACAUCAUUUUCAAGCUCCAUCCCUGAAGAUUCCAGACCUGGAACUACAGUUGCCCUCAUCAGUGUACAUGACUUAGACUCUGGUCUCAAUGGAAAAGUUAUUUGUUCUGUAAAUGAGGAUGCACCUUUCGCAUUAUCGCCAUCUUUACAAGACAAAAUGUAUUCAUUAGUCACCAAAUCUCCACUGGACAGAGAGAAAACGUCACAAUAUAUUAUAUCAGUAGUUGCAAAAGAUGCUGGACAGCCGUCAUUAUCAACUGAGAAGACAAUAAGCGUUCUGGUUUCAGAUGUGAAUGACAACAGUCCAGAGUUUUCAGUAAGUCCCUAUACUUUCUAUGUCACAGAGGGCAAUAAACCAGGUGCCUCUGUGUUCUCUGUUAAAGCUUUUGAUGGUGAUGAGAAUGACAAUGCACUCAUAUCCUACCAUAUUCUCAGAGAUGAAAGGGAAGGGAAUAAAUUAGCACCAUUUCUUAAUAUUAACUCUGAAAAUGGAGACAUUUCCGCGCUGAAAAGUUUUGACUUUGAAACUCUGAAAACGUUCCAGUUCCAAGUUGUUGCCACAGAUUCUGGAACUCCGUCACUAAGCAGCAACGUCACAGUGAACGUGUUCAUUCUGGAUCAGAACGACAACGCUCCAGUCAUCCUGUAUCCAGUCAGCUCGAACGGUUCUGCUGAAGGUGUGGAGGAGAUUCCCCGCAAUGUGAACGCAGGACACUUGGUGACUAAAGUCAGAGCCUAUGACGCUGAUAUAGGAUAUAACGGCUGGUUACUGUUUUCACUGCAGGAAGUUACUGACCACAGUCUCUUUGCUUUGGACCGCUAUACAGGACAGAUCAGAACACUUCGAUCAUUCACGGAGACAGACGAGGCUGAGCAUAAACUGGUCAUACUGGUGAAAGACAAUGGGAACGUUUCACUCUCAGCAACAGCUACUGUGAUUGUCAAAGUUGUGGAACCCAAAGAGGCUUUUGCUGCUUCUGAUGUCAAAAGUGCAACUAAAGUUGACGAGGAGGACAAUGUUACGUUAUACUUGAUGAUAACUCUGGGCUCAGUUUCUGUACUUUUCCUCAUCAGUAUCAUCGUGCUGAUUGCAAUGCAGUGUUCAAAAUCCACAGACUAUACUUCUAAAUAUCUACAAGAGCCUAAUUAUGACGGGACACUGUGUCACAGCAUCCAGUACAGAUCUGGAGACAAACGGUACAUGUUGGUUGGACCUAGAAUGAGCAUAGGAUCUACUAUAGUUCCAGGCAGCCAUGCGAAUACUCUUGUGCUCCCUGACCGGAGACGGACGUCUGAAGAGCCCAAAGUGCCGAGUGCAGACUGGAGAUAUUCAGCCUCCCUGAGAGCAGGAGGUGUAAUGCAGAGCUCAGUGCACAUGGAAGAGUCCUCAGUAAUGCAGGGAGCCCAAGGUGUCCUGGUUCAGAACUGGCCCACUGCGUCCAGCGCUGCCGAUGCUGAAGGAGGCGAGGUGUCCCCCCCAAUGGGUGCUGGUGUAGACAGCAACAGCUGGCAUUUUCGCUAUGGCCCUGGAGGUCCUGGAGCACCCCCACAGCACCUGAAACCUGGCGAGGUUCCCCCAGAAGCCUUCAUCAUCCCUGGCUCCCCUGCCAUAAUAUCCAUCAGACAGAACCAGGGAGGAGAGGACGACAAGAGUGAUUUUAUCACCUUUGGAAAGAAAGAGGAGGCCAAGAAGAAAAAGAAGAAGAAGAAGGAGAAGAAAGACAAGAAGGAUAAGGGGAAAGAUGAUGGAGAUGAAUAGAGGAGCAGAAGAGAGAAGCAACGAAGAAAAGGGUGUUGUUAAAACAGAGGUACCAACCAAAGUCCACUGGGCAAAAAUAAAAUGUGAAAAUUACAGAUUUUCCAAUUUAAUUUUAUUAUCUAUUUUCAGUAAUAAUAUAUUAAAUUUCUUUUUUGUUUUAAACCUGGCCUUACCAAGAUUUAUUUUACAUUCAGUUCCUUACUGAGGUAAAAUUAUUAAUCUUGCCUUGAUAAACAAUAAAAUGAUUGAUUUUGCUCCACGCCCCUAUGUGCCUAUACACCCUGAGUCAGCUCAAUCAGUCUUCUUUUCCAAAAAGGAAGGACCACUCUUUGCCCUUGUCUUCAAUUUUUUGUCCUUUAACCCACUGGGCACGUUGGCACCUCUGUCUUACCCCUUCCCCAAUUAAGAUGUGUAAACCAUUCUCUCUGAGAGAAGACAAAUACUUUGUACAGGAACAACAAAAAGCUCUGUGCCAGCUGCGGAAAAGAAGAAAGGCAAAGAAGAUUGACACAGAUGUAUACCAUCUGGAGCUGGACACUCACAACUUGUAAAUAGCACAGGAGAGAGUCACUGAAACUAAGGCUAACAUGACACUGCUGCAGAGUCUUUUGGUAAUUACCGACAGUGUUUCCUGAGAUCUCAAAGAAACCACAUGCACACACGCAUGCUCACACAUUUAAACAUGCAAAAGCAUACAUACACUUACCAUAACAAGUAGACACGGAAAGCACCUGAGACCUAGAGAGAAGGAGAGGAAUAAAAAAAGAAGAGAAAAUCAACUGACAUCAAAGAAAUGUGCUUAAAACUAGACACUGCAAGCUUUUUGACCUGCACAGUCACCAAUGCAGUGCGCAUGUGUACUUCAACUCUCUCAGGAUGGAAGCAGUAUCCAUUACAAUGAUUCUGUAUUUGCUCACUGCAUUUGAAGGACAACGAGAGCUUCAUCUCCAACCAGAACCCCAACUGAGGAAUGCAGAAAGCACCGUAAAGCUGGAGAGAAGAGAGGAUACCUCACAUUAUGCUGAGGAUCCCAGAGGGGAGAGUCCAGCUGAGCUGGCUUGUGACUCUGCUUUUAGUCAGUGGACUCCGAUGAAACCUUACAGAAUAUUAGGAGAAUCUUGAGAUUUUGAUAACACCUUCUCUUCUCCCACUGCUGCAGCAAAAGCCUAAUGCUUUUUGCUUUGAAUGUUUGGUAGCAACCAGUCCUUACCUGAUACCUUGAGUUUACAACUGCUCACCUGCUUGUACUUGCCCCAAGCUGCCACGAGCCAUCCUCUCCUCCCCCAAAUGCAUUCUUACCCAUAGUCACCCAUCCCAAUGACUGCCUCUUCAUGUGAUGAUGAAGUCUGUGAACUUGUUCUGUUUUCAUUUAUUCUCAAAAGAGAUUCAUUAUUACAUACUCUGGAAUUUUUUCUUUUCUCCCUCAUUGCUUUAACUGCUUUUUGCGUGUCACUACACCUAAACCCGGUCUGACCCCCUCCUCAGGAUCGAUCCUGGGAAUGGCCUGCUCUGAACAUUGUGGUGUGCUGAGAACAGCAUGGAGUAAUGUGGAUGAGGCCUGGGGAAACCCAGUUGGGGGUCUAUGCCCUGAACUCUUGUAAGAUGUCUCUCUACUGUAAGUGCACAAUGGUUCAGUGCUUUUAACUUGAGUACUACAGCACGCUGUUCAUUUCCUGUUUGUAGCCACUGAUGAGAGGGGACCAGGUGGGAUGAAGCAGAUUACAGGGGUGGAGGACUAGGAUAAAGUGAGGUGACAGGUGCCGUGGGCUGGCCCUCCCCCUCCAUGUACAAGAGAAGAACGUUUUUCUCCUAAUUGAUUGUUUAGGAUUGUUGAGUCACAUAUUAGCUUUUAUGUACGCUGUAAAUGUAGCGUAGACUUUUCAUAGAUUGUCUCUACAUUAGUAAAUGAGUAAAUGAAACCUGCUAAAAGUACGGGCAUCUAGGGAUACCCAUCCUGCAGCUCUAUCCCACCAAUCCUCUCUCAGGAGGUUUUGAAAAAGAGGCGCACAUGCCUCAAGACCUGCUUCUGUUGGUUCCCCUCCCCUGCCUGUAACUUGUUGCCAUGUCCCCAAAGUUUUGCGGCUCAGUAUGAUGUCACUCCAUUAAGUGGCUGCUGCAUGUACUGCUCUAAGGAAACACAUACUAUAUAGAGAAAUAUAUAUAUAAAUAGAUAGAUGGCUAUGAUUUUAUUAUUUUGUAUUAUCAUUUUUCUUCAUUACUUGCACAGGAGAUAUUUGUAUGUACUUCUGUCUGCCAAACAUCUAUGUACUACAAUCUUCACGCUCCACAGAUGUUAUAUGGCAUCCACUAAACCUCUUUAGAUAUUUGUAAAUGCUAUAGUGUGAUACCUUUCAACGCAAGUUUAUUAUUUUUAUUUUUAACAACUAUGAUUUUUGCUUUUGAAAACAAGCAAAGCAAGAAAAAAGAAAAAAAAAA
Molecule: messenger RNA, 5894 nt
Organism: Larimichthys crocea (large yellow croaker)
Lineage: Eukaryota; Metazoa; Chordata; Actinopteri; Sciaenidae
Product: protocadherin alpha-C2
Exons: 4
Coding region: 642-3458 (938 amino acids)
Biological process (GO): homophilic cell-cell adhesion
Cellular component (GO): plasma membrane
Molecular function (GO): calcium ion binding
Source: RefSeq, a predicted model, not a curated record